AUGGAUCAGUCGAUUAAGAAGAAGAAGAAGGGUUCUUACGUAAAGCUUGAAUCUUCUCUCAAAUCCUUCAAGAAGCGGAAGCCCAAGAAGAACCAAACGGCUGUCACAGCAGCGACUCCGCCGAAGAAAGAUGCUGAUCCAUCGAACGCGUCUAACCGCAGCUACAGGCGACGGAGGAAGAGAGUAAGUUCUCAAUGUUAUUAUCAGAAUGAAGUUGAUUUAAUUGAAAAUUAACUAAUGUCUUCUUAUUAAAAUAAAUGUUGUUGAAAUGGCUAAAAGUAUAAAAGAUAAUUAUUCUAGAUCGAAGUCACUACAGAAUUCACUCAAGAUGCCUUGACUGCAUUUAAGAAGUUUGUUGCUGAUGUAAGUGAGGUUUUUUGGAAAUUAAUUUAUUUUAAAUUUUUUAUGAUUUAUAAUAUUGAUGUUACAGUACUCGGCUCAAGGUAUCAAUGGGCUCAGAAGACAGUACGCGGAUAUCAAGCUGACACAGCCUAAAGACACGCGACAACAGGCGUUUGAUGCCAAUUUUGAAAAGUGUCGGUACAGAGGUAAGAGAUGCUUUAAAUGAUCCAAUAUGUUUUAGAUAUACCAUGCUGGGACAAGAAUCGGAUUGUGUUGAAGUGGCCUACGGGUAUCACGGAGGACUUUAUACACGCGAAUCGAGUUAAAUGCCAGAACUUGGACAUUGAUGUCAUCUGUACCCAAGCACCGCGAGAUAACACGAUUGGCGACUUCUGGAGAAUGGUUUGGCAGGAAAAGGUAGGACAAUACUUUUUGGAAGACGGAUACUAGCUUAGCCAAAGUUAUUGUUGUUUUACAUGAAGUUUCAACUUGAACAUAACUUAAUUUCAUACUACCGAGAUUUUUAUGUUGUGCCAAGAGAACGAGGGAGGAAAGCCUAAGUGUAGCCACUAUUACCCUACAGCUAUCGGUCAAGAAAUGGUUCAUUUUGGUCUUACCAUAAUUUGUAAGAAGAUCGAGACUGACCCAGACUUUGUGAUAACAGAGCUGAGUAUUUCUGGUAAGGCUUUUCUAUAAAACUGGUAUAAUAUGCAUGUAACAUCAGGAGAGCUCGAGAAAUGUACUGAAAUCUUACUCACGAUAUACUUGAUUAAAACCUAUGAUUUUAUACAAUUUUCAGACUACGAAGGCAACAAGAUGACAGUAAUGCAUCGUCAGUGGACGACUUGGCCAGACCGAGAAGUCCCCAAGAGUCCAAUGAACCCGUUCAAGCUACUACAACAUAUCAGGAAGCCCACCUUCUCUCCUAUCAUUCAUUGUAGCGCGGGCGUGGGUAGGACUGGCACUUUGAUUGCUAUCGAGAUCAUCUACCGUACCUUAAACAAGGGCAAUGUUCCUGAUGUGAAGGCGAUCGUACUCGACGUUAGAAAUCAGAGGAGUCACGCUGUUCAGACGGAAACUCAGUAUCUUUACUUGGUCUACUCAAUAUUUCAGUUUUGUGCUUCUAAACACAUCGUGCCGAGCGAAACGAUCGCUGGUAAGUACCAUACUCUCAUUUGCGUAUUCACUUUAGUAAGUUACCGCAUAAAAUGUGAUUCUCACACUGUUUUUUCAGAGUACUGUUCCGAAUACCAUAAAUUCGUAAAAUUGGUCGCCCAGAUGGAAGCUCAGCAACCAGGCGUAGCUGUAGUGUUACCAAUCCCGGCUUUCGCUCCCACGCCCGUCCCGUCUACCCCAGCUCAAGGAACUCCAUCCCCAGUCCAACCACCACCAGCUCAGAAUGCUCUUACUCCUGUUCAAGGCACACCAGUCAGUCCAUCACCAGCCGCGCCUUCUCCAAUUGGCACCCCUCCUCCGCCCUCUCCCAACGCGGCAUGCCCGACUACCCAGCCCGAGUCAGAAGCUCCAAACCAGGGAAACAACGAAUUUUCCAGAGAUAAUUAA
Bursaphelenchus okinawaensis is the source of this 1905-nucleotide messenger RNA. The record is from the annotation of a GenBank genome assembly. Lineage: Eukaryota; Metazoa; Nematoda; Chromadorea; Rhabditida; Aphelenchoididae.